CAUUGAGCUCAUUGAGUAGCGGACAAUUGCAGUGAGUAUCACCAUCAGUACCACAACCGCACGACAAGCCCCGGUGCUCAGACCGACCUACCGACCUACACACAGAAAAUCCGCCACAGUCAUUCCCUGACAGCCAUGAAACAGACUCUGCUCGAGCUGAUGAGGAUGAGCAGAAUAUGCCGGAUGGUACUCGCCACUUGUUUGGGAUCUUUUAUUCUGGUCAUCUUUUAUUUCCAAAGUAUGUUCCAACCAGUCAUGCGGAGGAACCAGUUUGCGGCGGACGUGUGCUGUAGGAAAGGCUCCCGCAACGCACUGCAGGAACUCUACAACCCCACACAGUCGGAGUUCUCCAGUGCCGCCAUCCUCCACCAGGGGAGGAGAGACCAGGUAGCAGAGUCAUGUCGGGCCCAGAGUGCAUCCAGCCGCAAGCGCCGGGUCUUGACCCCUGGUGACCUCAAACACCUGGUGGUGGAUGAGGAGCAUGAGCUCAUCUACUGCUAUGUCCCCAAGGUGGCCUGUACCAACUGGAAACGCGUCAUGAUGGUCCUCACGGGACGCGGCAAGUACAGUGACCCUAUGGAGAUCCCUUCCAACGAGGCCCACGUCCCGUCCAACCUGAAAUAUCUGAACCAGUACAGCAUUGCUGAGAUCAACCACCGCCUCAAGAGCUACCUCAAGUUCCUGUUUGUCCGGGAGCCCUUCGAGAGGCUCGUCUCCGCUUACCGCAACAAGUUCACCCUCAAGUACAACUCCUCCUUCCACCGCCGCUUCGGCACCAAGAUCGUCCGCCGCUACCGCAAGAACGCCACGCAGGAGGCGCUGCUCAACGGCGCCGACGUCAAGUUCCGGGAGUUCGCCGAGUAUCUUGUCGACCCGGCCACGCAACGCGACGGCCCGCUCAACGAGCACUGGCAGACGGUGUACCAGCUGUGCCACCCCUGUCACAUCCACUAUGACCUGGUGGGCAAGUACGAAACCCUGGAGGAAGACGCCAAGUACGUUCUGCGGCUGGCGGGGGUGGGCGAGUCGGUGCGCUUCCCGACCUACGCCAAGUCCACCCGCACCACAGACAGCAUGACGGCCCAGUUCUUCAGCAACAUCAGCUCCCGGCAGCACAGCCAGCUCUUCCAGCUGUAUAAACUGGACUUCCUUAUGUUCAACUACUCCACGCCAAGCUAUCUGCGACUGGACUAACGACUAGAGGACCAGGACUUGACUAGCCAGCUGGGACUCUGGGCACGAUCCACUUUUAAUAAGAGAAGAAAAAAAAUAACUGAGAGAGAGGAGAAUGGAUAUUUUUGCGAAAGCUUUAUUCAAAAACUGUCGUCACUGUUUCUGGGGGUGAAUAGGAAGGGCUGAGGUGAAUGGGAGGGACAGAGAUUGAGGAAAGGUGCUGGAUCCGAUUGGAUGUGAAAGAGUCUUUGUUAUCCAAUCAGCAUUGUCCUGAAGGUAAUAAAUGAGGAAGGGGAGAUCCUAUACCAUGAGAAUGCAGGGUUCAGGCGGAGCUGAUGUCAGAGGAUUUCUAAGAGGGGAAAUAGAAGAGAGAAGCAGGGCUCUUGGAGAGUGGUCAAUGUGUGUUCUGUAUGUAAAUGAGUUGGGACUCUUGACCAAUUAGGCUGCUUUGGAUUUUGCACAGCAAAUGGUGACCUCGCAUGCACGCGCCCUGGCCCCAAAGCAUCAUGGGAGCUGAGCUUAUUUUAUAACGAACAAUAACGAAACUCCGUCAAAUUGUAAAACACAUCCAUGUCCUUCAGUGUGCUGUAUCCUGGGUGUGUUUGAUAGCACCCACCAAUUAUACAUUUGAUAAGUAUACUGGUUCUUGGCUCCACCUCAAGCCCUCCUCAUUAUAGCUGUCUAUUGACUUUGCUCUAAAGACCUCUAGAACCAUCAGGUGUAAACAGUGGAGCUACAAUUUACAGCCAACUGCUCUAAAGUAGUAGCUAUGCUGUCAAGAUCACUAACGUCAUAGGUGAAAAGAACUCCUGAGGUUUGCCAGGUGAGGCCUCAGACUCCCACAGCAGCAUCUGAAACGGCGGCCUUUUUAGAAAGAUGCUGAGCACCCUCAAGGCUUUAAGCCACAGGAAGUGGUCAGAAGGAGAAAGGAAGUGCCGUUGUGAAUGGGUUUACCGGAUGUGAUUGACAGGUGUUAGGGGCCUCCCACUGACCCAGAGAGGAACUGAAGAAGAGAUGGCUCGUGUGGCUGUGAAAGGGUUUAAGGGACAGGAUCUCAUAACCCCGCCCACGCCACGCCCUUAAAACAGGGAGGGCCAUAACCCCGCCCACGGGCAAUAAUCCCCCUCCGCUUCGACGACCAAUCAUGUAUUUUAGUAAAUUAAGUCUUUUUUUUUUUAUGUCUUCGUUUUAUUGUCUUAUGAAAACAUUGCUGCGAGCAGCAAUAAAAAAAUAUUAUUUAAACUGCUUUUACUGCCGGGGGGUGGGGGGGGGGAGAUUUUAAUAUUUGUUUUCUUGGCAGAUGAACGUUUCAGUAGAUUUUUAAAGAUGAGUUUUAUGAGUUUUGUUUCUCAUGUUUUUUUGUCCUGAGUUGCCUCCGGUACACUGUUAAUGAUAACAUUUUAAUUUUCUUCCUUUUUACCAAGGGUGUACAAUGUAGUGAAGUCUGUGGCUUUGGUUUCUCUGUGCGUGAGAGCUGGGACUUCCCAUGGGAUUUAGAGUUAUUCCCUCUCUCCCCCUUAGUCAACUGAGUCUGGUGCCAAAGGGUUGGAACACUGCCAAUGGCAGAAAGGGUCGACUCAACUCUUAUCAGUACUUUUCGCUACAUCCAAUAAUUUACAAAAAUGAAAACAUAAACUACAGCACGAGAAAAGUAUUCCACAUACAUAUCUACAUCGCAGGCUACUGCUCAGAAUCAGAAACAAGAGCAGUGGUUGCCUUGAUAAUGAUCGAUAAUGGAACCGUCUACCUUUGAGUCUGGCGGUGAAAGUCAGGUCUGUGUGUCGCCCUCAGGUGAAAGUGCAGUGUCUAAUCAUUACUCUGUGUAGUCUAUGGGAUCACAGAGAGUCGUAUACACAGUGCAGGGGUGGGCGACGGAGGGAGAGAGAAGACAACUUAAUUAGCCAAGCUGGGAGGGAGGGAGUCCUCUUUAUUCUUUACACCCCUUUGUCAUUCUUCCUCCACUCAGACUUCAAAGAGAGAGGGACGUUUAUUGGGAAAGUUGUGUAUUUUUAUAUUGCUAGGAAGUAACAGCUGCACAGAAAUGAUUCACUUCUAUAUUCAUCCCUCUGACUGUUUAGUUUAGACAGGCGGGGUGACUAAUGACAAGCUCACCUCAUUCUGUCAUAGCUUCUAAAAUAUUGGUGUCAGUUGUGUAUGCUUGCAUGUGUGUGUUGUUAUAAUUAGCAACUGGUUUGGAGGAACAAGGUCCUCCACAUCUGGCUCUGAUAAAGAGGAAGGCUGCUGGUUUGGAGGAACAAGGCCCUUCACAUCUGGCUCUGAUAAAGAGGAAGGCUGCUGGUUUGGAGGAACAAGGCCCUUCACAUCUGGCUCUGAUAAAGAGGAAGGCUACUGGUUUGGCCUACAUCUCCGACUCCAUCCACUUACAGAAACAAUGGGAGCAUUCUGAGCUCUCCCUCCUCUCUCUCUCUCACACACACACACACACACACACACACACACACACACACACACACACACACACACACACACACACACACACACACACACACACACACACACACACACACACACACACACACACACAGAGAUAUUGAUGCCACGCAGCCCCUUACUCAGCAGCUGUACUCUAGUUGAGGGUUGGUAAGUGAGGUACGGAGGGAGAGGGGGGGUUUGGUUGGGUAUGGACACAUUUAAAACACCACACACUCAGCUUAUCUCUAACUGCCUAUUUAGCCUCCAAAAUGAGACACUUUACCCAAAGGCUUUAUGGAGUCCUCUCCUGUGCUCUCCUCUUGACUCCAACCUCUCCCCAAACAGCCCCAUAUAAAAACAGAAGUGGGUUUUUGGACAGUGGCAGUGAUCUCUACCCUCGCAACAGGAAAAGGACUGGCUUCUUAUACAAACAGAGCUGUUAAAAUCCCACAGAGGCCCAGCCUAACGACCCCUGUGGAAAUACUGACCUGAUUCAAACAUGUUUUAUUCUCCAUUCUUAUUCCAUCUCCUAGCUCACUCUACCUAUAAAUCCACCUGAAUCCAAUUCUGACAUGUCCAUUUAGUGUUCUUGUGCUGUAUAAGUAUUUAUUGACAAGUGUACGGGUAUAUUUAUGUUGUUGGAGAACGACGUCUAUUGUUGGACUGAAUGACAUAUUUACUGUGUUGCUAAAUGCAGAAGCACAGGAAGUGCACGCUCCUCUGCACAUACGUAAACAUAUCCACUCUGGGGCCGGGGGUUUCUAGCCAGAGAUAAGCAUGGAUGGGGCAGUAUUCUGUCAGGGGUUUUAUUGUGAAUAGUUUAUCUUUCUGUCUGAGAUAUUCUUAUUCAAUCAGUAUCUGUGCAACAGUAAAAACAUCCCCAUAAUGCCCAUGGACCUUCCUUUGUGUUACACAUAAAAGGGUCCCCAUGAUGUUUCCUGCUGUCACAAAUUAGCCCUUUGGUACCAACUCUCAGACCAUGAGGCUUUUCAGAAAUGUUCAAAAUAUUGCCAACUGUUGAAAUCUCUGGAAGGUGGUUAGAGAAGAUCUCCCACUCAACUGCACAGGAACCAAAGUCUGGAAUGGUAAUAGAGCUCUUUUAUUUUCCCUUUCCCUGUCUUAAUUAUGUCUUUCUAUGUUGUUCUGUUGUAUUCCUCUGUCAGCAACACUCCACAGCAGCUUCCACACAUUUUUCAUUGACCUCAUAGAAAUAUAACAUAUAGAUAGAACACAGUUUAUGAUUAUGUCCAAUCCAUUCUAUGGUUGCCUCCUGCAUAGCCUACAGUACAUGACCACAGGGCACUUCAGUUACCACAGACAGUACCUUUUAUAGGGUCACCACAGACAGUACCUUAUAGGGUCACCACAGGCAGAGUCAAUGGGUGCUGAAAUGAUCUGUGCCUUUUCAUUCCUCUCAUUGGAGCACAUUACUGUCAUCUGAUUGGUCAGUCCACACACACACACACACACUCUUAAAUUGUCAGAUUCAAGUUGAAAAACAGCAUCCCACACACUAACACAGUCAUAUCACCUGUAGAGAGACUCAUGUGACCACAUCAUGAGGCUAUGCAAAUAGAGGGAUUUUGAAACGCUUGCUCUGCUCAGAUCUUCCCUCUUCUCCUAAGCCUUCUUCUCCUAAGCCAGAUACUGGAUGGUUUUCUGUGGCUCUGUGUUGCUCAGAGGUUGUACGUACACCCUUCAAAACCACACCUCAACCCUCAGAUCUCGGUGUGCUGGUUUCAGUGUUCUCAUCCGUUGCCAAAUAGUGAGAGUGUGUGUUGAGCUGUGUUCACUUAAAUCAAUGUUGUUGAGAGUCUAGGCAGGCUCCUCUGCUGUCAGAUGCCAUGUCAUCGGCCAGUGUGUGUGUCGGAGAGGUCACAAUGUGCUGUACCAACGAGUGUGUAUCUGAGCUGUGUGUGUGUAUUGGAAAGGUCGCUGUGUACUGUACCUGCGAGUAACUUAAGAGUAACUCGAGGAACUCACUCAAACAGGCUACGUUGCAUUUAUUUAUUCAUUCCCCAACGACUACUCAUAACAUUCCUCCUGGUGGUCUCCAUGGCAACACACCUGGACUUUUCUCACGGGACAGACUGUCGGUUCAUCAUCAAGGCCCUCUCACCAGAAACAUGAAUAAUUGAAUAUAUCGACUGCAGGUAGUGGGAGAGGAGUUGUGAUUCCCCAGCAGUGUUCCAUGGUUCAUUCUGUCUGAUGUUUUCACAAUAAAAUGCCUCAAACAAA
This is a messenger RNA of Oncorhynchus nerka (sockeye salmon), 5844 nucleotides long. RefSeq names its product carbohydrate sulfotransferase 11-like. Gene Ontology annotation, biological process: carbohydrate biosynthetic process; proteoglycan biosynthetic process. The transcript has 4 exons. Gene Ontology annotation, cellular component: membrane. The record is from RefSeq and is a predicted model, not a curated record. Gene Ontology annotation, molecular function: sulfotransferase activity. Lineage: Eukaryota; Metazoa; Chordata; Actinopteri; Salmoniformes; Salmonidae. Bases 136 to 1194 code for a protein of 352 amino acids.